AUGGACGGAAACGAUUUGUUGGCGAGAUUCAAGGUGAAACACCUCGUCUGGAUUCCUGUGAUCGGCUUCAUUCAAAUCUACUUUCUGUGGCACUAUGCGAACAAGGCCGAGCACAUAAGAAAGGCGAAAGAUGCGUUUUUGUCGAAACAUUUCGAAGAUGCAGAAAAAUGGAGAAGCGAGUAUCUUGUGCAUUUUGACUACGCCGUUGGAACGUACGAAACAGAGGCGGGAAUUGAAGUGAAAGACGUCACACUUGUUUCUCAAUGCUCUCCAGACAACCUGCAUCACGUAGAAGGACUUAUGAAGGCUUGGAAAGGGCCUAUUUCGAUAGCCGUCUUUGCGCCCGAUCGUGACGCUGUUUCGGCGAUGUUUGGCAUCCAGAUAUUGAGAAAGUGCAACGCAGAUAUCAGAAGACACGUUACCUUUCAUAUCAUGUAUCCGAGUACCCACCCGCCGCGAUUUGAUGAAACUGUCGAAGAUUUUACUGAAGAGGAAUGCAUCCUAGCAAUGGAACAGCUAAAAGCAUGGGAAGGAGCAAACUACGCUCGUGGCGAGCUGCCUUAUCCCCAAAACUCGCUGCGAAACAUCGCUCGGGCGAAGAUCAAGACCGACCUGUUCUACCUCGUGGAUAUAGAUACCGUGCCUAGUGGAGACUUGCGUUAUCAAUUCACCAAAUUUGCAAAGAAAAGAGGCCUCUUUGAUCAAACAAGACUCGAAGCAUUUAUCACACCUGCAUUCGAAAUAAGAAGCCAUCAUCGCUUGCCACAGAACAAAGACAAAGUUAUUCGAUUGGUCGACGACGGAGAAAUGCGUCCCUUCCACUACGAUACAUGUCCUUAUUGCCACAAACCGACGGAAUUCGACCAUUGGUACGGAUACCGCGGAUCUGACGAGCUCGAGGACGCGUACGAAAUCGAGUACUCAAAUUCCUUCGAGCCCUUUUAUCUCGCCAAUACUCACGUCGCUCCCUUGCACGAUGAGCGAUUCAAGGCUUAUGGCUUCGAUAGAAUUAGUCAGAUUUGCGAAAUGCACGUAAAAGGAUUUACCUUUUAUGCACUUAACAACGCCUUCAUCGUUCACAAAGGAUUCAAAUUCAAGAAGAACUUCCACGAAACCAAAGACUACGAGAACAAGAAGAACGGCAAAAUUUACGAAAAGUACUUCAAGCCAGAGCUGAAAGUUAAGUACCCGAAUUCGCAGCGUGAAUGUCUCGAGGAGUCAGCCAACCGCAGAGGCCAUGUCCAAGUCAACGUCGAUAAUCUGAAACAAAUCCUCAAGAGGGGCGUAGAGCAGCACAUUCAAACUGAAAACAAGAGAGAGAAGAGGAAUGCCGAUAAAAGAUCUGAAGAGCAAGGCUUAAAAUCUGAAGAAUCGGAGCAAUUAGAACAAGAUAUUCAAUCAGACGAGAUUCUAGAGGAAUCACAUUCACCGGAAAAUCUUCCUGACGAGAGCAUUUUAUCUAAAGACGAUGAAGUGCAAGAAACAGACAAAGAUGAAGAUUCCGUGUCAGAAAGUGAAGAAACCGAAGAUCGAGAAGAGGAAUCUAUUGAAGAAGUUGGUGAAUCAGACGAAGAAGCUGCACAAAUUGAGCCGUCCCACAACUUCCUUUCCGAGAACGAAGAAGCUGAGCAAGGAAAUCUUCAAGAACCUUUGGAGAAUGCAGAAGUUGAACCAAUAGUCGAAAAAGAAGAAGACGAGAAUCAAGCCGAAGUAUCGGAUGAAAUCUCCGAAGAUAGUGAACAAGAGGAUGAAUCCGAAGACGCACCUCAAACCGAGAUAGAAACACGUAAUGUACGUCUUCUCCACCGCGAAGAACUAGAUUAG
Oikopleura dioica is the source of this 1824-nucleotide messenger RNA. Lineage: Eukaryota; Metazoa; Chordata; Appendicularia; Copelata; Oikopleuridae. The record is from the annotation of a GenBank genome assembly.